AUGGGAGAUGUGGCUAAGGACCUUACUGCUGGAACUAUUGGUGGGGCAGCACAACUAAUAGUUGGUCACCCAUUUGACACCAUAAAGGUCAAGCUCCAAAGUCAGCCUACACCACUUCCUGGCCAGGUUCCGAAAUAUUCCGGUGCAAUUGAUGCUGUCAAGAAGACAAUAGCAGCUGAAGGUCCAGGGGGCUUAUACAAAGGCAUGGGAGCACCAUUUGCUACCGUAGCCGCCUUCAAUGCUGUCCUAUUUACAGUUAGAGGACAAAUGGAAACAUUGUUGAGAUCAUCUCCUGGUGAUACCCUCACAAUAAACCAGCAGGUUGUUUGUGGAGCUGCAGCUGGACUUUCUGUUUCCUUCCUAGCUUGUCCUACUGAACUGCUCAAAUGCAGGUUACAAGCACAGAGCGCACUCGCGGGUUCAGGAACAGCAACAUUGGCGGUGAAAUAUGGCGGACCAAUGGAUGUGGCCAGACAUGUUCUCAGAUCAGAAGGCGGCAUAAAGGGUCUUUUCAAAGGAGGCACCGACACCUCAGGACUUGGUAGAGGCUCUCUGAUGGCUUCCGGAGGCUUGGCUGGCGCUGCUUUUUGGUGUAUGGUCUAUCCAACUGAUGUUGUUAAGAGUGUGUUGCAAGUUGAUGAUUACAAAAAUCCAAAGUUUUCUGGUUCAAUUGAUGCUUUCAGAAGGAUAAAAGCUACUGAGGGAAUUAAAGGCCUUUACAAAGGUUUUGGUCCUGCAAUGUUCAGAAGUGUUCCUGCAAAUGCAGCAUGUUUCUUGGCAUAUGAGAUGACAAGAUCAGCUUUGGGAUGA
Molecule: messenger RNA, 810 nt
Organism: Vicia faba (fava bean)
Lineage: Eukaryota; Viridiplantae; Streptophyta; Magnoliopsida; Fabales; Fabaceae
Source: the annotation of a GenBank genome assembly